This is a messenger RNA of Symbiodinium pilosum, 185 nucleotides long. The record is from the annotation of a GenBank genome assembly. Lineage: Eukaryota; Dinophyceae; Suessiales; Symbiodiniaceae.
GACAUGGGCUUGAAGUUGGAAGGCAUGCCGGGCAGCGAUGACAUUCAUCCUGCCAUUCGCGCUUGGAACGAGUCUGCAUUUUCCGUUCCGGGCACCGCUGUGGCAGUCCACAUGCUCGGAGGACCACGAAGCGCGGUUGGUUGGCACACGCACGGCGCCACCGUGCAGAUGACGGUGCAUGGAAG